AUGGCGGAUAGGAGGCUAAUCGCGGACCAAAGACGACCUUGUGCUUGCACAAAGAUGCGGGUGGAUUCAGUGAAUGGACUCCCUGUUUCUGCUGAGCCUGGACCGGCUCAUGACAUCCUUGUAUCCCGCACGUCAGUCUCGCCAAAAGCCUGCAAUCAAGUGACUGGGAGAUGGUUUGGAGAAAGAAGAGUAGAGGUGUUGGUGGAGUUGGCGUCCUCGUCAGUACUGCAAAGAACAUCGACUCUUUCGAACAACUUACGACAGAAUCGGACAUCUGCGUAUGAGAAGAUGUGGUCCAACGCAGGGUUUGACUAUUUUCGUCGCUUACGCUCCAACAUCAAGCUACGAAGAAGAAGUCGAAGCUUUCUAUAUGGACCUGGAGAAGUUCUGUCAAGAAGAUCAUGCCUUCAUGCGAUUUCAACGCCAAAAUUGGUCCAAGAAGAACGCCUGAGGAAUUUCACAUCGGGACUCACGGCCUUCAAUGGAAUGAACAGGAGGAGAGGCUCUCCGAGUUCUUCAUUACGACUACGACCAUAUAUGAGAACUUCAGAACAUGAGCAAUUCCACAAGCCCUUUUCUCUAUGUACGUUGGAGUCACCCGAUGGAGGGUACCGUAAUGAAGUAGACUACAUCAUCGCCAGUAAAAGGUUCUACCCGACGGACAUCGCUGUUGUACCAAAGUUCUAUACGGGAUCGGACCAUACCCUCCUCCGAGAAAGAUUUUCCUUCAUAAGGAGAGCAGAGAAAGCCGCCAAGUUCAGAGAGAGAAAUCCCAGGACUACCAUCAACUGGGAUCUCUUCGGUACGCUAGCCGGCUUUUGGCAAGAUUCCGCAAUGGACAACAUUGACGAGGAAUGA
This is a messenger RNA of Necator americanus (New World hookworm), 858 nucleotides long. RefSeq lists its product as uncharacterized. The transcript is spliced from 2 exons. The coding region runs from base 1 to 858 and encodes 285 amino acids. NCBI's taxonomy places the organism in Eukaryota, Metazoa, Nematoda, Chromadorea, Rhabditida, Ancylostomatidae. The record is from RefSeq and is a predicted model, not a curated record.